AUUAUUAUUCUUCUUGCUUCCUAGUUGUUGGUUGGUGCAAAAACCAGAACCCACAACUUUCAGAAAGAAAGAAAUCCUUCUUGUUUUUCUAGGGUUUUUGCUUCGUUCAUUUCAAUGGCGGCUUCUUCUCUUCUCAGAUCUGCGUUUCUCGUUCCUUCUCGCUCUGAGAGGAAAAAAGUAUUUUGCAAUGCCUCAAGUUGUAAUGUAAAAUCGGAGAGGUUACAGAACAGCAUAUUUGGAACUUCAAUUCCAAUUGAAUCAUUAGUCUUACAAAACUGCAAUGCCCGGAGCAUCCAGCCUAUCAAAGCAACUGCAACGGAAAUCCCUCUCCCCGUACAGAAAUCAAGGAGCACUGGGAAGACAAGAGUUGGAAUUAACGGUUUUGGUAGAAUUGGAAGGUUGGUGUUACGUGUAGCUACUUCCCGGGAUGAUAUUGAUGUUGUUGCAAUUAAUGAUCCCUUUAUUGAUGCUAAAUAUAUGGCUUACAUGUUCAAGUAUGAUUCUACUCAUGGACCAUUCAAGGGAACCAUUAAGAUUUUGGAUGACUCUACUUUAGAAAUUGAUGGGAAGCAGGUUAAAGUUGUGAGCAAAAGAGAUCCCGCGGAGAUCCCUUGGAGUGAUUUUGGGGCUGAUUAUGUCAUUGAGUCUUCCGGAGUUUUUACAACAUUGGAGAAAGCCUCUUCACAUUUGAAGGCUGGUGCCAAGAAAGUCAUAAUAUCCGCUCCUUCUGCUGAUGCACCAAUGUUUGUGGUAGGAGUGAAUGAGAAAACAUACAUGCCGAACAUGGACAUCGUUUCUAACGCAAGCUGUACAACGAAUUGUCUUGCUCCACUUGCCAAGGUGGUUCAUGAAGAGUUUGGUAUAGUUGAAGGUUUGAUGACAACUGUGCAUGCAACAACAGCAACACAAAAGACUGUAGAUGGUCCUUCAAUGAAGGAUUGGCGAGGGGGACGAGGGGCCAGUCAAAAUAUAAUUCCAAGUUCAACUGGUGCUGCAAAGGCUGUCGGAAAAGUUCUUCCUGAGCUGAAUGGAAAGCUCACUGGAAUGGCAUUCCGUGUGCCUACUCCUAAUGUUUCUGUCGUGGACUUAACAUGUCGGCUUCAAAAGAAUGUUUCCUAUGAAGACGUUAAAGCAGCAAUAAAGCAUGCCUCAGAGGGAUCACUGAAAGGAAUUCUUGGAUACACAGAUGAGGAUGUUGUCUCUAAUGACUUCGUUGGUGAUUCAAGGUCUAGUAUCUUUGAUGCUAAGGCUGGGAUUGGGCUUAGUUCUUCCUUCAUGAAGCUGGUUUCGUGGUAUGACAAUGAGUGGGGUUACAGCAACCGAGUGUUGGACCUUGUAGGGCACAUGGCAAUGGUGGGAGCCCACAAUUGAACACCAAUAUGGUUUCUGUUGCUGCUGAUGUCGCAAUUCUUAUCUGGCCUUGAGUUAGGUUAAAAAUUAGUGGCUGCUUAGGUUCGCAUAUUUUGGUUUUGAUCAGAUUUUUGUAAGAUGUGAGGUUAAUGAUCACAUCAUGUUCACUGAAAAAUAAAAUACAAGGACAUUAUACUGAUUAUACAUGUUUGUAAUUGGUUUUCAUAUGCCAAUGAUGAAAUUUACAAACUUUUAAAAUGCUCGACA
Messenger RNA from Gastrolobium bilobum, 1617 nucleotides. Its product is annotated as glyceraldehyde-3-phosphate dehydrogenase GAPCP1, chloroplastic-like. Bases 115 to 1371 code for a protein of 418 amino acids. The transcript is spliced from 15 exons. The record is from RefSeq and is a predicted model, not a curated record. Gene Ontology annotation, biological process: glucose metabolic process. Lineage: Eukaryota; Viridiplantae; Streptophyta; Magnoliopsida; Fabales; Fabaceae. Gene Ontology annotation, molecular function: NAD binding; oxidoreductase activity, acting on the aldehyde or oxo group of donors, NAD or NADP as acceptor; NADP binding.